GCUCCAAAAUAUAUCACGACCUCUUUACAAAUCGGACACAGCACCCCCGAGAACUUCGACCGGUGCAUAUUGCAACUUGCUCCCUUGGCUCAGACUUUCCAAUGGGAAGGCGUCAUCGUAGACUGCGCCGUCAAAUCCCAAAGCAACCACAUGUGGGUUCUCAUGAAAUGUUGGCCACUGAGAACAAUGAAGAAAAGAAUGCGGCUGAUCAGCUGGCGGAACAGUCCGGCCAAACAUUUUGUUCAUCGUCAGAUCUUGACACAAGUCAUAGUCACAAUUUUAUCGACAAGCCUGUCUUCCAUGGGUUUCACUGCGUUAUCCCUGUUUUUCUCCCUAGCACAAAUCGUCAGCUGCUGGCAUCGCUACUUGCCCUGGAUCGGGGGGAUUCUGUUGUUAUUUCCGGUCCCGUUGGUUGCGGGAAGUCUGCUUUCAUCAACCAUUUACGCUCUAUUGUUUGCACUCGCCUCAUUAGACUGCAAAUAAGCGAACAAACAGAUGCUAAGGUUGGUCUUCAUUUGAUACUUGGUUCUUUGCAUACCGUGCUAGCGUAG
Molecule: messenger RNA, 551 nt
Organism: Dicrocoelium dendriticum
Lineage: Eukaryota; Metazoa; Platyhelminthes; Trematoda; Plagiorchiida; Dicrocoeliidae
Source: the annotation of a GenBank genome assembly